Acanthosepion pharaonis is the source of this 909-nucleotide messenger RNA. The record is from the annotation of a GenBank genome assembly. Lineage: Eukaryota; Metazoa; Mollusca; Cephalopoda; Sepiida; Sepiidae.
AUGUCCCUCCAUAGCUUCUUUUUCUUUAAUAUAAUUACCAAGCAAGCGGGUACGAAAAGAGAAACACAAGUGUGCCAAUCGAUAUCGUCUGUAAAUCGUACGUAUUUUCUUUCUUUCCUACUAUCUGUUUCCAUCUCUUUUUCUUCCAACCUCUCUCUUUUCACCUUUGUCUUUCCAAUUCACAGUCUUUCCAACUCUCUGUCUUUCCACAUAUGUCCUUCCACCUCUCUCUUUCUACUUCUCUGUCUUUCAACCUCUCGAUUUCCACUUCUCUCUUUCCACUUCUCUUUCUUUCCAGCUCUCUCCACCUCUCUCUUCCCACCUUUCUCUUUCCACUUCUCUCUCUUCCCACCUCUUUCUACCUCUCUCUUUCCAACUGUGUAUUUCCACCUCUGUCUUUUUACCUCUCUGUCUUUCUACCUCUCUCUUUCCACUUAUCUCUUUCCAUUUCUCUCUCUUUCCACCUUUUUCUACCUCUCUCUUUCUAACUCUGUAUUUCCACCUAUCUCUUUCCACCACUUUCUUUCCACCCUCUCUUUCCACUUCUCUCUCUUUCCACCUCUCUCUCUAUCUUUCCAACUCUUUCCAUCUCUGUCUUUUCACCUCUCUGUCUUUCCAUAUCUGUCCUUCUACCUUUGUCUUUCCUCAUCUCUCUUUCCACCUCUCUCUUUACACUUCUCUCUCUUUCCACCUCUUUCUUCCUGUCUCUUUCCACCUCUGUCUUUCAACCUCUGUCUUUUCACCUCUCUGUCUAUCCACAUCUGUCCUUCCACCUCUCUCUUUCCACUUCUCUCUCUUUCCACCUAUCUUUCCAGCUUAGUCUUUUCACCUCUCUGUCUUUCCAUAUCUGUCCUUCUACCUUUGUUUUUCCACAUCUCUCUUUCUACCUCUCUCUUUCCAGUUCUCUGA